Molecule: messenger RNA, 2225 nt
Organism: Serinus canaria (Common canary)
Lineage: Eukaryota; Metazoa; Chordata; Aves; Passeriformes; Fringillidae
Gene: RASSF6
Product: Ras association domain family member 6
Exons: 11
Coding region: 257-1282 (341 amino acids)
Biological process (GO): signal transduction
Source: RefSeq, a predicted model, not a curated record
CUUGGAGAAAGGAAAGUGGUAGGUAAAUAUUCCCGACGUGCACCGAGGUGCGGGGAGUGUCCUGGGCUUCCAGCGUUCCCAGUUUGCUAGGCAAAACAGCAAUUAACAGCCCGGAGAGUCCCGAGCGGCGGCGGAGGCGGUUGUCCGCGCUGGCCAUGCUGCCAUGCCCCUUUCGGGCCUCGGGGAAAGGCAUGUGAGGCUCCUGCUGCGCUUCUCCGCCUCGGAUCGCCCGGCCAGAUUCAUCUCUUCUGAGUAAAUGAAGAAAGUGACUAUGAAGGCACAGCAUCUGCCUUCUGUUUUCAUCAAUGAAGAGAAGUUCGUAACCAGAGAGCAGCUCCGUUCUCUCCUGAAGAAUUAUAACUCUUACUAUUCAGAUCAAGAGAAUCUGCAACUGACAUAUAACCAGCCAGAAGGAAGCAGCCCCUUCAUUGAAGGAAUCCUCUCGAUAUUCUGGGGCGUGCGGCAUCCUAUCCGGUUAAAGAUUCAGGAUGAGAAGCAGAUUCCCUCUUUUGUAACCCUGAAGUCAACAGAGAAUGUGGGCUUCUUCCCUAGUAAAAGGGGAAUGACUCGCUGGGGAGAGUUUGAUGACCUCCACCACAUCAGCGGGGAGACACUGAAAUCUACUGAGGAGCAGCCAGACCUCGAGCCAAGUUAUCCAUGCUAUGAAAGUCACACACCCAGGACCAGGAGGGAGCAGGAGCUCGACUGUGCCACCCUGCCCCGGACCAGCAGCGACGCCGCGGCCGUGCGCAGGAGGAACAAGCUGCCCACCAUCACCAGGACAGAAGUAGAAACUCACAGGUUCUCUAUCAAUGGCCACUUCUACAACCACGAGACAUCAGUUUUCACUCCGGCUUUUGGGUCGGAAACCAAAAUAAGAAUCAACAGCCAGAUGAGGACCAGACAAGUGAUAGAACAGUUGCUCCGGAAGUUCAAGAUAGAAAACAGCCCCCAUGAAUUUGCACUUUACGUUAUCCAUGCAUCUGGAGAAAAGAAGCAGCUGAGGAGUAGAGAUGUUCCCUUGCUGCACAGGCUGCUGCAGGGGCCCUCUGAGAAGGUUGCCAAGUUCUUCCUCAUGGAUGGGGACGUGGAAGAGAUCAGCAGUGAUGUGGCUCAGUACAUUUCAUUCCAUCUUCCCUUUUUGGAAUCCAUUCUGCACAGAAUAAAUGAAGAGGAGGAGCGGGAGAUUCGACAGACAACUGCAAGGUACGUACGAGAGAAGAGGCUGAUCCAGCAGCACCUGCGCAGUCGGGGCGCGAAGAAAACAGAGACCACGGUGUGAUGGGACAGCCCUGGGAACACUGGGAACGCCCCUGGGAAUGCCUGGGCUGCUGAAGGGCACUCCUGCUGCUGCCUUCUGGGGCUGGGACUGAGCAGUGAGAGUGGGAGAAGUCCCUCCUCACCACAAACCCCUGCAGCGCUGGGGUGCAGGCUGCAAGCACCCACGGAGAUGCGCUGCAAGCUGCAGAUGCUGGAUCUGACUUGGAAUUUGGGCAAAGGCUCCCCUGAAAAGCCCAAGGCUUUAAAUCCUGCUGAUGUGUGACCUGGCACCAGGAGGCUGGCGUAGAAAAAUGCUGCAAUAACCAAUGUGCUGAUAGAAAAUACCAAACUAGGAAUGUGGUUAUCCCUCUGUUAAAGAAAUGUUCUAUUAUAUUAGCAGAAAGCUUUUCAGCAGAGCCAAGCGGCAGAAGAUAUUUAUGUAUUUAAGAUUGCAGGUAGAAUGUCCAUUUAAGUUAUAAAACACCCAUGCAAGAUGCCUGAAAUCCACUGGCUUCAGGCUGGUGGAUGCUGAAACUGCUUCAGCUUUGAGCUGCUGUUAGAAAAACAUAACUGGAGACCCUCCCACUUAGGAGCUGCUCAGCUCUUAGCAAUGACAGGGAAUUUAUUGCUGAAAUACCUCGUGCCCUGCCAGGUAAGAACUGACUGAACGCUGCUGGCUCCUGAAAGGCAUCUCAGUGGUGUCUGUAGUUGGAGUUGUUGAUUGUGUUCCUUCCUGAGGGUUCUGUUUGACAGGGAGCGGAGAGGUGCUCAGUGAGAGGCUGCGUGUCACAGCCACGGAGGGCUGGCCCACGGCCUCCCCAGGGCUGCAGUCUGGCCCCAGCCCAGCCCCACGCAGGGCACAGCAGCCAGGUCCUGACACAGCAGCCAGGUCCUUCCUGGCUGAGCUGUGUUCCAUGUCAGAGCUCCAGUUACAGAGAUGGAAAUAAAAUAAGUCUGUGCCCGGC